Linnemannia hyalina is the source of this 1233-nucleotide messenger RNA. The record is from the annotation of a GenBank genome assembly. NCBI's taxonomy places the organism in Eukaryota, Fungi, Mortierellomycota, Mortierellomycetes, Mortierellales, Mortierellaceae.
AUGGAAGAACACGACGAGCGAACGAGCCUUGUCCGCUCCAACGGCACUUCUAACAGAGUCGGUUCUCCUUCCCACAACAACAACAACAACAACAACGGUCUUGGACUCUUUCAAACCUGGGCAGCCAAGGUCCUACGCGAGAAUCAAGAGUCGCCCGUUGUCAACUGGGUGCAAAACGCACGGGUUGCCAAGACGUUUAUGAUGAUCAUCAACGUCGUUCUUGCUGUCUUUGCCUUUCUCUUGAUGGGCGUAGAGAUGAUGGAGAUGGCGCUACGUGAACCUAUUCUGGACUACUUGCUUCCAGAGAGUGAGAUGACGCUCUUGGCUGCAGGCUUGACGAUUGUGGUAGGAGCCUUUGGAUUCGCGGUCGCGUAUAACCUCUUGGUGGAGGAUACUGCGAACGACCGAUACGACAGGGAGAAUGACGAGGGACGCCAAGGCAACGGCUCUGGUGGGGAUGGACGAGAUUCAGGACCACGGACCUCAACUCAAUCUCACUCCACUGAUAACAUGCUUGGACAGAACAACAACCCGCCUUUGGUUGUACAGCAGCAGGCCAGGGGUCCAAGGCUCAUGUUCACGAAGACUUCGACUUAUCUGCUGAACGGUAAUACCAUCUUGCUUGUCGUAGUCCUUGUUGUCUUUACGAUAUCUAUUGUGCAACGGUCUGUCCACCUCUCCCAGAUGGACAAGGAGUUGAACAGUGCAUGGACGGACGCGAUCCGUCAUCGCACACAACAAAUAAGCGAUUUUGAGCUCCGUCAUCAUUGCUGUGGAUUCGUCUCUAUCUCCGACAGACCCUUUCCACCCAAGGACAAACCCGACACGCCGCCCGGCGAACUCAAAACUUGCAGUGAGAAUGGUUCUUACGGAUUCAAAGUACCUUGCAAGGCUGAGCUCUCCAAGGACUUUGCGCGAUGGCAAACAAGGAUCCAACAACUCUUGCUUGUUCAAGUGACCAUGCUGGUGCCGCUGUUGUUGUUGGUCAUGACCCUUUCUGCAAUCGGAUUCUCGAAACGCACGGAACGCAAGCAAGAAAGACCCGACGACGCAGAGGCACAGGCAGAGGCAACAGGAGUCGUGCCAGUGUUGGAUGGAAGAGGAGUGGGUGUGCAGUUCGAACGCCCACUGUUGGGAGACGUGGAGCCCUCGACACCAUUCCUGGUGAAUAUCGAGGGUGAGCCAGUGAGACAGACUAACGAUCGACCCGUUGUGCAGCCAAGUCUGAUUUGA